Messenger RNA from Aspergillus terreus NIH2624, 864 nucleotides. RefSeq lists its product as uncharacterized. Bases 1 to 864 code for a protein of 287 amino acids. Lineage: Eukaryota; Fungi; Ascomycota; Eurotiomycetes; Eurotiales; Aspergillaceae. The transcript has a single exon. The record is from RefSeq and is a predicted model, not a curated record.
AUGUCCACUCACUCCGACGACUAUGUCCUCCCUCAGGACCACCGCAUGACCAUCAGUCUGCGACAAGCGCUCUCCCUCAUACGAUCCCUUCUUAGUCUGAAAUGCUUGCAAGCUAUGGACGCCAUUCUGCGAGUCAACCAGCGCAGCAAACAAUCCCCAGUAGCUCACUGGACACGCCGGCAAAUCGAGCGCCAGGAGCAAGUUAUUACAGACAUCUGCGUGGCAAUCCUCCCGUUGCCAGUCUUGCGCGCAGCUACCAAGCCCGACGUCCCAGUCCUAAAGCUCCAGUCGCCCUCGUCGGCUAGCACUCAGAGUCUCCCACAGCGAGACAGCUUUGUGAAAAAGUACGGACCGUCCAAGAUCCCACGGGCCCAGGGCAAACAACCGAUCCGGCCGGGCCCGGCACUCCGUUCGCUGCAGUAUAUCCCUCCAAAGAGGAUCGAGACAGAAGACAGACACGACGAGGAAGGAUACGAAUUCGACAUCUUGGAUUCCAUCCCCGCAUGGAGCCAGCACGCCACCAGCGACUCCGUCUACUCGACGCCCGGCAAACGGAACUCGUCGCGCUCGUCCGCGCAUCUCCGCCAGACCGUUCCCUUGUCCGCAGCCCAGUACAUGUGCAUGAUCCCGCAGACGCCGUGGUUUAGCUCCAGUCGGCUGUGGUCCAUCGACUCCGUCGCACACCAGUUGUCGGGCGAUUCUCACGCGGUGCUGGAGCUCAACAACCUGCCCCGGUCCCAUUCAUCGGAAAGCUUCCCAGGCAAGUUUCCCAUGAGUGACAACCCAGGGGAUAGCUCCUUGGCUGAGCCACAGCACAUUCGUGGUCGUGGAGCGACGUCUGUGCGACCGUUUUCUGAUCUCUAG